Molecule: messenger RNA, 1696 nt
Organism: Solea solea (common sole)
Lineage: Eukaryota; Metazoa; Chordata; Actinopteri; Pleuronectiformes; Soleidae
Gene: foxp3b
Product: forkhead box P3b
Exons: 14
Coding region: 297-1505 (402 amino acids)
Biological process (GO): regulation of transcription by RNA polymerase II
Cellular component (GO): nucleus
Molecular function (GO): RNA polymerase II cis-regulatory region sequence-specific DNA binding; DNA-binding transcription repressor activity, RNA polymerase II-specific
Source: RefSeq, a predicted model, not a curated record
CUCAGGUGCCAGUCCCAACAAUAUGGGUUAGAGAUUGUGACUCAUCACUUUCUGUAGUCAGCCAUUUUCAUGCAGAAGACAACCGAUUCAACCUUUGCCUCGGCACAGAAGAGAAAAAUUUGCUUGUGAGAUAAAGACCCGUGGAACAAUCCAUAGUGUGAAUGAAAGAUGGAGAGGAAGAAACACUUGAAAUGGAACUUCCCUGAAUUGCUCCCCACAUUUAAAGUAUUUCCCUCAGCCGAGAGAAGGAAGACGGGGCCAGGCUUCAGGUUGUGCUCGCACGUGAUAGAUACGAGAUGCCAGAAACAUCCAGUCAGAGAGUGAGAUGUGGACAGCCCCAAGUUCAACCAACGCAGGACAAGAUCAAACAACCUGAGGAGUCACUUCCUCCUCUUUCCUCUUCUCCUCCUCCUCUUCCUCCUCCUCCUCGUCCUCCUCAGACCAGGAGUGUAGAAUCAGCACCUGCCUCAGGAAGUCAGUGCUGGAGUGGUGGUGAAGGCAUCAGACAGAAGCAGCAGAGACCGUCAGUGCUGCGCCACGUUUUCCAAAUGGCUUCCAGACGACAACAUGAAAAUGCUGCCCCCUCUGUUGGUGAGAAAGAGGAGGACACAGGCCGUCCUUCCUUGUCCUCUUCACCACAGAUGGGCCCUUUAGUCAGACAAAGUCAUCACCUGCUGCCUCUGAGGACAGAUGGUCCAAGUCAGAGUUCCAUCGAGGCCAGGCUUCAUGAUGGUGUCUCUGAGGGAAGCAGUGCUCUGUUUGUGAGUGGCUUCUGCCGCUGGCCGGGCUGUGACGCAGUCUCUAAAGAUUUCCAGAGCUUCUUAAAGCAUCUCCAUUCUGAACACAGUCAUGGUGACAGAAGUGUUGCUCAGUGGAGGGUCCAGCAGGAUAUAGUCCAGUACAUGGAGAGUCAGCUCAUUCUGGAAAAACAGAAACUCCUUGCGAUGCAACUUCAUCUGCACCUCUCUGAACACAAGUACACUGAUCUGGCAGCCUCUGAGUGGCCGUACAGCCUCCCUCUGUUCCUGCCACAGCCUCAGGUGGCAGACAGAGACCAAGUACAACAGUGGUGCAUGAAACAGCUGGAGGAACUGUCCCAACAUGGCUACAGAACUACUGCUGCUUCUGCCAACCUCCUGACAGAUGUGGUCCCCAGUAUUGAAUUUUACAAACACAAAAACAUCAGGCCUCCGUACACUUACGCCUACUUGAUACGAUGGUCGAUUGUGGAGUCUCCAGAAAAACAGCGCACGCUUAAUGAUAUUUACAACUGGUUUACCACCAUGUUCUGCUACUUCAGACACAACACUGCCACCUGGAAGAAUGCAGUGCGUCACAACCUCAGUCUACACAAGUGUUUUGUACGAGUGGAGGGAGGGAAAGGAGCUGUGUGGACGGUGGAUGAAACAGAAUACCAGAGGAGGAAAGGACAGAAGUAUCACAGGGACUGUCCUGUCAAGUGGCUCACAUCCUACUCACAGUAUUAUUGUCCAGAGGACGCAUGAACACCAGCAUGGACAGAACUGUGCAGCUGAAGUGAUGAUGAUUUUGAUUUCUGUUUUGAUUUUGUUGUUUAAAAAAUGUUACAUGUGGUUGUAUUUCUUUUCUUUUUCUUUUUCUUUGCUACAUGAAGAAUUAUUUUUUUUUGUACGCAUUGAUUUUUAAUUCAACAGAAAUAAAAUAAAUACAAUUUUGA